UGGAGCCGAUUGUUUUCUUUAGUCUGUGCCCUGUGGCUUUGGUUCGACAAUCGACACUCGAUACUCGAUAGUAUUGCGCUGUUGUUUGUUUAGUUUUUGACCAUGCCUCACGCGAAAACUGGUAUUAAAACGUUAUUAGAAACGUGCUUGGAAAAUGUCACACGAAAUAUGGAUGAAUGGUGUUCACAUUAUGUUGAAACGUUCGGCAAAGAAAAGAAAUUUUAUCUCUAUGUCAUUGGACCUUUUGAUCCUUUGCCUUCCAAACUUUUGGCACAGAUAAUAAGCAUACUGAGAGAAGAGAAACGAUUAAAGAAACAUUAUCUGGAACUUCUAAUAACCCAGCAACUGAGUGUUUUGGAUCUGUCCAGAGAAGGGGAUGAAGUUGCUUGUCAUCUGCGCCUUGCAUCAAUAAGAUGCUCACACCUCAAAACUUUGAAUUUGUCUGGUUGCCAGAAAAUUUCCAAGCAAGUCUACCAGGAAUUUCUUCCCACUUUUGAAAAGUUGCAGGUAGUGAACAUUUCAAAUACUAACUCUGGUGACAGUUGCUUGUACAUCUUUGGAGCAUACUGUAAAGAUUUACGAGAACUAAAUGUAACAAGUUGCCCUGUGACAGAUUCUGGUAUCCAGGGAUUGUGUCUCAGUAUUGAUGAUCUUGGAAAGCAGUGUGAUAGAUUAGGACAAUGUAAAUUGCUUCAAAAGCUGUUGAUCAGUUACACUAAAGUCACCAAAAAGGGCAUUCAAAUGGCUCUGGAAAACUUGCAUACCUUGAAAGUCUUUGAAUGCUGUUCCUCUGUUCAGUCUUUGGCAGAAAUGCAUUUGUCGGCAUUCGAACACCACCUUCCAGACAUCCCAAAGUACUCUUUAAUUGAUUUGCAUUGCACCAACGAGUCGUUUAAUACGCCCUAUAGAAGUGGAAGUUUAGGCCUCGCAGCGUCCCUGUGCUCAUCUGUCAUUAAAGUCCGGAUUGUAACGCAAGAAGGAUUGAGUGACAUUGAUCUUCUGGGUUUACUGUCGCUCGAAAAUUUACGCGAACUAAGCAUAGGAGGGGGCGAAGAAUGUCAGAUUACGUUUGAUGGUGGUGUAGCUCCUAUUCUGGAAGGGUUGGGGAAUUCAUUAACUUCUCUGACACUAGCUGAACUCCCUUGCGUCAACAUUCGAGCUAUCACCGAGUAUUGUCCUAAUUUGCGCUUUCUCUUCCUUGUAAUGAAUCAUUCCUAUUCUUUGGUUUGGCCAGAAGAAGAGAGGAAGCCGUUCACUUCCAAACCGAUUAAAGUCGAUCCUGUCUUGAAGAAACUCGAAUCAUUGCAUCUAGUCUGUGUUUCUCAUCUUUGGUCAACUUCUGUUAUUCCGUCCGAAAGUUUUCCUUCCCUCAUGUCGUCGCCGGAACUCGUGCACCUCUAUGUUAAAGAUUGCGUUACGCUCACCGACAAAAUUCUCCAGAAAGCAGCUCUUCUACAUCAGUUUAGAAAUCUGGAGCAUUUGGAGCUAGAGCAAUGCAACUCUGUUACUAAACAAGGGAUUGAUUCGUUGAUGAACGAAAAUAAUCCUCUGAAAGUGAUUAAAUUGUGGGAGUGUCGAUCAAUAACGCGCCAAAAUGUUUCCGAUUGGAAUAAAUUAGCAAGUAAAAAGAAAUGGAAAGUUUUGGUAGAAUGGAGCUGAACUGUUUUCUCAAGUAUUGCAAGUAUUGCACCGUCAUAUUUCUCAAAUCUUAUCGUUUUAUUGGAUUUUGAAAUGAUUUUUAUGACUGUAUAUGAAAUUGAAAGCCUCACACGCCAUUACUCUCAUCACAGAAUUUAACUAUUGAAAAUAAAUUGCUAUUACUUAUUCCCUAA
Daphnia pulicaria is the source of this 1832-nucleotide messenger RNA. RefSeq lists its product as uncharacterized. Gene Ontology annotation, molecular function: protein binding. Gene Ontology annotation, cellular component: SCF ubiquitin ligase complex. The transcript is spliced from 4 exons. The record is from RefSeq and is a predicted model, not a curated record. Gene Ontology annotation, biological process: SCF-dependent proteasomal ubiquitin-dependent protein catabolic process. The coding region runs from base 103 to 1659 and encodes 518 amino acids. NCBI's taxonomy places the organism in Eukaryota, Metazoa, Arthropoda, Branchiopoda, Diplostraca, Daphniidae.